Aspergillus thermomutatus is the source of this 1530-nucleotide messenger RNA. Its product is annotated as putative GABA permease. Gene Ontology annotation, biological process: amino acid transport; transmembrane transport. The transcript is spliced from 5 exons. Lineage: Eukaryota; Fungi; Ascomycota; Eurotiomycetes; Eurotiales; Aspergillaceae. The coding region runs from base 1 to 1530 and encodes 509 amino acids. The record is from RefSeq and is a predicted model, not a curated record. Gene Ontology annotation, cellular component: membrane. Gene Ontology annotation, molecular function: transmembrane transporter activity.
AUGGUCAUUUCCGAGAUUGAGAAGUCCGGUGCUGCAAGCGUCCUGGCAGAUGACGAUGCCUUGUCGCAAGCGCGAGGCCAUCAAAGGGAGCUCCCACAGCAAUUCUCUGCAACCUCGGCUCUAUCGUUUGCUUAUGUUGUCACAAACUCCUGGGUUGGUUAUUCGGCGACCUUCGCCACUGCGUUACUUGCUGGCGGAGGGCCCGCCGUUUUUUAUGGUAUCAUAGCGGCUGCGAUCGUGUGCACUAUCAUCACCUUGGGCCUUGCCGAGUUGGCAUCUGCUUUCCCGUCGAGCGGAGGACAGUACCACUUCACCUUUAUGGUCUCGUCGCCAAAGACUCGGACGCCCUGUGCUUUUGUAUGUGGAUGGCUCAGCUCUCUUGCCUGGUGCCUGGGCACAGUGUCUGGCGCCAUUUGGUGCGCUCAAGCGAUGGUUGCGCUCGUCUCGUUCCUGAAUGAGGACUACCAACCCAAGCAGUGGCAGACAUACCUUGUCUUUCUUGCUCUUGUUUCACUGGCCACGGCAGUUGUUUGUCUCCUCGCCCAGUGGUUGCCGCGGCUGGAGGUGUUCAUGUUUUGGAGCAGCAUGUCUGCCUUUGUCGUGUGUCUCGCCACGGUGCUCGGAAUGAGCAAAAGCAAGCAGCCGGCCAGCGUUGUUUUUACCCAGUACGAGAACGAGACGGGAUGGUCCGACGGCUUCUCGUUCCUCAUAGGAGUCGGGUCCUUAUCACCUUGGGAUCGACUGACUCUUCUGCAGGAGGUCCCCGAUCCAGGCCGGAAUAUUCCCAGGGUAAUGUGGCUAACGCCAGUGAUCGGGAUUGCAACGACUCUGCCUUUUGUGGUGGCCACGUUAUUCUCGACGGUCGACCUGGGGGAGAUCGUCCGGUCCGAACUGCCUAUCCUGACCUUGUAUCAUCAAGCGACGGGUAGCAAAGAUGCCGCCGUCAUUUUCACCGUCUGGCUUUUAGUGAACUCCUUUGGAGGUACGCUCGCCGGGCUCGCGACAUCCGGUCGCCUGGCUUGGGCGUUUGCCCGGGACAACGGGCUGCCCUGUUCCAGCACGUUGGCCACAGUGCAUCCUAGAUUUCAGACGCCCGUCGCCUCGACCGUCAGCUGUGCCGUGCUGAUGGCACUGUAUGGUCUGAUCUACAUCGCGUCCAGCACGGCAUUCAGCAGCAUCGUCUCGAUGUCCGUCCUGUCCCUGAACGUGACGUAUGUUAUUCCGCAGGGCAUCCUGCUAUUCCGAGGACGGGAGGAUGUCCUUGUCGACCGCUGCUUCAAUCUAGGGCGAUAUGGGGUCUUUGUCAAUGCAUUCUCAUGUCUAUGGGUUGGCUUGUACACGGUCAUCUUCUGUUUUCCGACGAUCAUGCCGCCCACACCGUCCAAUAUGAACUAUCUGGCUCCUGUUCUCGUCAUUAUCGUCAUCUUGAUCCUUGCGGUGUGGUAUGGUGGGAAGAAGAAGACGUUUGUUGGUCCGAGCGUUGUGAUUCCAGGAUCCCAUGCCAAGCAGCAUGAUGAGAUGCAAUCGUGA